Maudiozyma barnettii is the source of this 1176-nucleotide messenger RNA. RefSeq names its product Mft1p (gene MFT1). Bases 1 to 1176 code for a protein of 391 amino acids. The transcript has a single exon. The record is from RefSeq and is a predicted model, not a curated record. Lineage: Eukaryota; Fungi; Ascomycota; Saccharomycetes; Saccharomycetales; Saccharomycetaceae.
AUGUCCCUAACAGAUAUUGAAAUAAGACAGGUAAAAGAUAAAGUAUUGUUCAGUGAAAUAGAUACUCCAUUUACCAAAUAUGUUGAGGGAGUAAAAAAGGUCACAAAUAUUUGCAACGACCUAUUAUCCGGGAGUCUAGAUACAUCCAAAGAUGGAAUAAACGGAAGUAAUGCAUUUAACGAAAUUACCAUCAAUAGCUUAAGUGAAGCAUCUGAGCUGCACUUCUUAGAAGUUCAAUCAGCGAUUGACACUAAAAAAGUAAGUGUUGAAAAUUGGCAACAGUCUAACGACCAAGUAAGAAAAGAUAUCGAAAAUAAUGUUGGAGAAGUUUUGCCUGAAUUAAAAAAUAUACAUUCUAGACUUAGAAGUAGAAUAGGGAAACUUCAAGCACUCUAUGAUAGUGUAAAAUCUAUUAACCAGGAAUUUAAUACCUUGGCUACGGGGCGAACUAGUUUAGCUGUAUCACAAGAAGAGUGGGAGCAAGAACUUGGUAAAGAUAUAACACAUCAAUUAAUAAAGCAAAAUCAUUUAAAAAUCGAAAGCAGGUACUCCAAACAAGAGAAAUUGGGAGUGUAUGAGGAUUUCUCCAAUGGUCCAAAAGAAGCAAAACGUUUAAAUAUUGCCAUGAAAUCAGAUAUUACAAAAUUGACGAAAGAGAUAGAUUUGUACAAGCACAAAUGGUUAAAGGAUGCAGAUAUAUUCUCAAAGAUAACUAACGUUUUACAAGACGAGCUCUCUAAAAGAGAUGUUCCAUUAAAUGGACCUGAUAUCGAUAUGGAAGGUAAUGAAGAUUCAGAGGAAGAUGACGAAGAUGAGGCAAGAAAUAACGCAGAUGAAGAUCGCUUGAAGAGACAGAGAUUUGACGAAGAUGAGAACAAACACGAGCAUUCCGCUGAAUAUUCUGAUGAAGAACAUGACCAAGUUUCAGAAGCUGUCAAUGUGUCAGAAAGUGAGGAUCAAGAUAUUAUUAUGGACAAUGAGGAAGAUGGCGAAGAAGGGGAUAAGAUUGAAAACGAAUCAGAUGUGUAUGGAACUAAGGAUGCAUCAAUGGAGCAUGAAUUACCAAACGAACUAACCCAAUCGGACGAUAUAGAUGAUCAAACCCAAGAAAGUAGUACAGUUACAGGUGAACAGGAUGAAACAGAAAAUCUGUCUGAGCCACACGUUGAUACGUAA